CCCGUUUGCAGGCAAGGAGUUUUCAGGCAAUCCCAUCAAGGUCUCGUUCGCCACCCGACGCGCCGACUUCACCCGGGGCGGCGGCCGCGGCCGGGGCCGGGGAGGCCCCAUGGGCCGGGGCGGGUUCGGCUCCGGCUCCGGCGGCCGCGGCGGCUUCACGGGAGGGGGAGGGGCCCAGCAGAGAGCGGGGGACUGGAAAUGCCCCAACCCGGCGUGCGAGAACAUGAACUUCUCGUGGCGGAACGAGUGCAACCAAUGCAAGGCGCCCAAACCCGAGGGGGGGCCCGGGGGGCCUCACCUGGGCGGGGGCGGGGCCGGAAAAUACCCCGGGGGCGGCCGAGGAGGAGGAGGAGGAGGAGGAGGAGGAGGAGGAGGAAACCACAUGGGUAAGGAACAGCUAAAAUACACCAAAAUACACACAAAAUAUACACAAAACACACCUAAAAAUGCACCGAAAAUAUACACAAAAUAUACACAAAAUAUACACAAAAUACCCCGGGGGCGGCCGAGGAGGAGGAGGAGGAGGAGGAGGAGGAGGAGGAGGAAACCACAUGGGUGGGGGGUUCGAGGACCGGCGCGGCGGCCGCGGGGGCUUUGACCGGGGAGGGUUCCGGGGCACACCUGUACACACCCAUACACACCUGUACACACAAUUACACACAAUUACA
Zonotrichia leucophrys gambelii is the source of this 668-nucleotide messenger RNA. Its product is annotated as RNA-binding protein FUS-like. Lineage: Eukaryota; Metazoa; Chordata; Aves; Passeriformes; Passerellidae. The record is from RefSeq and is a predicted model, not a curated record. Gene Ontology annotation, biological process: regulation of DNA-templated transcription. Gene Ontology annotation, molecular function: transcription coregulator activity; RNA binding. Bases 110 to 598 code for a protein of 162 amino acids. The transcript has 4 exons. Gene Ontology annotation, cellular component: nucleus.